Lasiodiplodia theobromae is the source of this 2958-nucleotide messenger RNA. RefSeq names its product U5 small nuclear ribonucleoprotein component. The coding region runs from base 1 to 2958 and encodes 985 amino acids. NCBI's taxonomy places the organism in Eukaryota, Fungi, Ascomycota, Dothideomycetes, Botryosphaeriales, Botryosphaeriaceae. Gene Ontology annotation, molecular function: translation elongation factor activity; GTP binding; U5 snRNA binding. Gene Ontology annotation, biological process: mRNA splicing, via spliceosome. The record is from RefSeq and is a predicted model, not a curated record. The transcript has 3 exons. Gene Ontology annotation, cellular component: U2-type catalytic step 2 spliceosome; cytosol; U4/U6 x U5 tri-snRNP complex.
AUGGAUGACCUAUACGACGAGUUUGGCAACUUUAUCGGAGAGGCCGAGUCCGAGGAGGAAUCCGACCAUGGCGUGGCGGCGGCGGACGCCUACGUCUACGAUGACGAGCCCGAAGACGAUGAGCCCGUCAAUGACCAGCAGCUCAUGGAGGUCGACGAUGAGGGCCCGUCCAACGCCGUGAUUCUGCACGAAGAUAAGCAGUACUAUCCGACCGCCCAACAAGUCUACGGCCCCGAUGUCGAAACACUGGUACAAGAAGAGGAUGCGCAGCCCUUGACCCAGCCUAUCAUCGAGCCCGUGGUGCAGAAGAAGUUCAAUGUCGAGGAAGCCGAUCUCCCGCCCGUGCGCUUUGCCCGCGACUUCAUGACCGAUCUGAUGAACUACCCGGACCAAGUACGGAAUGUAGCUUUGGCGGGACAUCUGCACCACGGAAAGACUGCGUUCAUGGAUAUGUUGGUGCUGGAGACGCAUGAUAUCCAGGAAAGGCUGGAAAAGCGGGUAGGCCGCAGACGCGACGAGCAACUGCGCUACACGGAUACGCACCUGCUGGAGCGGGAACGUGGAGUCUCGAUCAAGGCAGGCCCCAUGAGCUUGGUGCUGCAGAGCUCCAAGGGAAAGUCGCAUCUGGUCAAUGUUUUGGAUACUCCUGGCCAUGUCAACUUUGUGGAUGAGGUUGCCGCAUCGCUGAGGCUGGCAGACGGUGUGGUGCUGGUUGUGGACGUGGUUGAGGGUGUGCAGGUGAACACCGAGCAAAUAAUCAAACAUGCUGUUCUGGAAGGAAUGGCCAUUACGCUGGUCAUCAACAAGAUGGACCGCUUGAUUCUGGAGCUGAAGCUGCCCCCGGCAGAUGCUUACUUCAAGCUCAAGCACGUCGUCGAGGAGGUCAACACCGUCAUCGAAAACACCAUUCCCGGACAAGGCGCAAAGUACCGAUUGAGUCCUGAAAGGGGCAACGUAGCCUUCGCAUGCAGCACCAUGGGAUGGUGUUUUACCCUUGGAUCCUUUACGAAGAUGUACGCCGACAGCUACCCCGGCUCUGGAAUUAACGCAGAUGAUUUCGCCAAGCGUCUGUGGGGUGACAUUUUCUUCAACCCAAGAAGUCGCAAGUUCACCAGGAAGGCCGUGGAAGAGGGCGCGAGGAGGUCGUUCGUUCACUGGGUCCUGGAGCCUAUCUACAAACUUUACUCCCACACAAUUAGCGAGAGCCCCGAGGAUCUGAAGGAAACGCUGGCUUCGCUUGGGAUCCAGUUGAAGCCUUCUCAGUACAAAACUGAUGCUAAACAGCUCCUCAAGCUCGCCUGUGAGCAGUUCUUUGGUCCAGCCACCGGUUUCGUGGAUAUGAUUGUUCAGCACGUUCCGUCGCCCAUCGAAGGAGCCAACAGGUAUCUGGAGCGGUACUAUACCGGCCCUACGGACACACAAACAGCGGACGCCAUGAAGAAGUGCGAUCAAGAUGGCCCUCUCAUCGUCCACGUCACCAAACUUUUCAACACCACUGACGCAAGAAGUUUUCAUUCAUUUGGACGCGUUCUCAGCGGUAUUGCGAAGCCGGGCGACCAGGUCCGCGUUCUUGGAGAAGGGUACACUAUCGAAGACGAGGAAGACAUGGUGACGGCGACUAUCAGUGACACCUGGAUUGCUGAGUCGAGAUACAAUGCCCCCGUCAGCGGGGUGCCCGCAGGAAACUGGGUAUUGCUCGGUGGUGUGGACAACUCGAUCGUGAAAACGGCAACCAUUGUUCCACCCAAACUCCCAGAAGACGAGGACGCAUACAUCUUCCGUCCGGUCAAGCACUUUUUCGAGUCUGUUCUGAAGGUGGCCGUGGAACCAAUCAAUCCCUCAGAACUCCCGAAGAUGCUCGAAGGCUUGCGGAAGAUCAACAAGAGCUACCCGUUGAUCACAACCAAGGUGGAGGAAUCAGGGGAGCAUGUGAUUCUCGGAACCGGAGAGCUCUACAUGGACUGUGUUCUCCACGACCUUCGGCGUUUGUACGCGGAAAUGGAGAUCAAGGUCUCUGACCCUGUGACUCGUUUCUGCGAGACCGUCGUGGAGACUUCGGCCAUCAAAUGCUAUGCCCUCACGCCUAACAAGAAGAACAAGCUUACCAUGGUUGCAGAGCCUCUGGACCAAGGCAUCGCAGAAGACAUUGAGGCAGGAAAAGUCAACAUCAAGGACCCAGUGCGCGUUGUCGGCAAGUUCUUUGAAGAGAACUACGGUUACGAUUUGCUUGCCUCUCGCAACAUUUGGGCAUUUGGUCCGGAAGACCAAGGACCCAACAUCCUUCAAAAUGACACUCUCCCCUCAGAGGUAGACCAGAAGAUGCUAAGGAGUGUGCGCGAUACCAUUCGCCAAGGAUUCAGCUGGGCGAGCCGUGAAGGUCCGCUUUGUGAAGAGCCCAUCCGCAACACCAAAUUCCGCCUUACGGAUGUCAGUCUAGAUUCUCAACCAAUCUUCCGUGGUGGUGGUCAAAUCAUUCCGACGGCAAGGCGGGCGUGCUACUCCAGCUUCCUGAUGGCGAGCCCAAGGUUGAUGGAGCCUGUAUACUCUUGCUCAAUGAUUGGACCCGCCGACGCUGUUAGCAGCUUGUACACUGUACUCGCACGGAGAAGAGGUCACGUCCUCCAGGAUGGUCCUAUUGCCGGCACGCCGCUUUACUCGGUGAAGGGUCUGAUUCCCGUCAUCGAUUCCUUCGGUUUCGAGACCGAUCUUAGAAUCCACACCCAAGGUCAAGCAACCGUGUCGCUUGUCUUUGACCGCUGGUCCAUUGUGCCGGGUGACCCGCUUGAUAAGGACAUCAAGCUGCGCCCGCUCGAACCGGCAUCUGCGCAAGCAACGGCACGCGACUUCGUGCUCAAGACUCGCCGCCGCAAGGGUCUAUCGGAAGACGUCACCAUCUCGAAGUUCCUCGAGCCGGAGCUGUUCCGCAACUUGAAAGAAAGCGGUAUCUUGGACGGCUGA